AGCCAUCUCCCAAAUCCUGAAAAUAGUUGCCAUAGCAUUUUCUUCUCUAUUCUCUCUCCCUCCUCCCACUCCCACCCCAGGAUAACACAGGGCUACAGUUUCCGUCAAGAGCAAGGGACAUUUCAAGAUUUCAAGACAGUAAAUCAGUAAUAUGAUAUUUAAACUAUGUAGAAAUUGGGGGAUUUCCUAUGACACUAUAGGAGAUUGGGUUGCUAUUAAGUUCUUUGAGAUAUACUGAUCCUUUCACAUGCAAUUGUAGUGCAUGUGAUAGAAGAGUGGAAAGAACAUAGGAAUAAUACUUAAAACCGAAAAUAUACGUUUUCCUACAGCGCAAGUCAACCUAGAUCCACCUCCAGAAAAACAAGACAAGAGCUAGUACAACUGAUUCCUUUCAGCACUGUCUACGGUGGACAGCUCUCACCCGUGCUUGCCUCCCCCUCUGCAGAGUCUUUCUGGGAUUUCCCCAUCGGACAGCAGAACAUCUGGAUCCAGUCACCAGAAGAAGCAUGGACCACAGGAGAACUGCUCCGAGAAUCUUGCGUCUUCAAGUCCUGUUCUUGCUUUUCCAUACAAUUGCUCAGAUCAUGGCAGAACAAGAAGUUGAAAAUCUCUCAGGUCUUUCCACUAACCCUGAAAAAGAUAUAUUUGUGGUGCGGGAAAAUGGGACAACGUGUCUAAUGGCAGAAUUUGCAGCAAAAUUUAUUGUACCUUAUGAUGUGUGGGCCAGCAAUUAUGUCGAUCUGAUCACGGAACAAGCUGACAUUCCACUUUCCCGGGGGGCCGAAAUGAAGGGCCGGUGUGGGCACAAUGAAUCCGAGUUGCAGGUUUUCUGGGUCGACAAAGCUUAUGCUCUCAAAAUGCUCUUCGUGAAGGAAGGCCACAACACCUCGAAGGGCCUGGAAGCUUCCUGGAGGCUGAGCAAAGUGCAGUUUGUUUAUGACUCCUCCGAGAGAACUUACUUCAAAGACGCUGUCAAUCCUGGGAAGCACACAGCCAAUUCUCAUCGCCUAUCUGCCUUAGUCACUCCAGCUGGGAAAUCCUAUGAGUGCCAAGCUCAACAGACCAUCUCCCUCACCUCCAGUGAUCAUCAGAAAACUGUUGCUAUGCUUCUCUCAUCGGUUCACAUCCAGCCCUUUGAUAUUAUCUCUGACUUUGUUUUCAGUGAAGAACACAAGUGCCCUGUUGAUGAGAGGGAGCAACUGGAAGAAACUUUGCCUCUGAUUUUGGGGCUGAUCCUGGGCCUGGUCAUUGUGAUAACACUCACAAUUUACCACAUACAUCACAAACUGACGGCCAAUCAGGUGCAGAUUCCAAGGGACAGAUCUCAGUACAAGCACAUGGGAUAGGGGGAGGCAGCAAGACAGGUUAUAGCCACUGCAAACCUUUAUCAGGUAGAGAAAGCUCAAGCACCUACAAUGCCCUCCUCCUUCAUUCCCACCUCUCCCUCCCCAGGACACACCAAUAGAACUGCCGCAUACCAGCCAGCACAAAGUGGAGGCUCAGCACGUGUUCAUGCUUAAUCCCAAUGGGUGAAAAUUCUUCUCUCAUAUUCUAAGGGUGAACAUCAGCCCUUUCACCUGUCCUCUCUCCAUGCAGGGAAUUUCCUGGGGAAGUCAGCCAAUGUUCAUGUUUUUCUGGCAUUGCUUUGAUUUACCUGGGCUAGCACAGGGGAGUCAAGGAACAACAUACCAAACUGAGAGGAGAGUUUAGCCUUACAGAUUAAAGACAGGAAACUUUUUUUUUAACCCUUCAUGAAAAGAAACCCUUUUCAGGCAUGAAUAAAUGGGAGAACCCUUAUUCUUUUGGACAUUUUUGGAUUACCCUGCAAAGUUGUUGAUAUGCAAAAUAUAUAGCACCCCAUGCUACUGCAAGUCAACUUGAAAGUGAUACAUGCUUUUGGCUGGGCAUUCUGCAUGUACAAUGAUUGUCAUUGAAGUGUUACAUUGCUAUUGCAACUGAUGAUUUCACAGCAAAAGGAAACGUUAAAUUUACUAUGCAGAUUAUUUCAGGCAUUAUAAAAAUAUAACAGGUACAAAUAUCAGAACUUCAUAUAAAUUCAUGUAAGUUUGUUUUUAAAAUAUGGAUUAAAAUAGACAGUAUAUAGUAUUUUACUUCAUUUCUUGGGAAAAAUAAACAAACCUAGGAAAUCUCUAUGUCAUAAUGAAAUCAUCACAGAGAUGAAAAGGAAUUGUUGCUGUUUGUUAAAUCCUUCAGAAGAGCUGAUGGGAUGGGGGAAAGAGGAGAUAGAUUUCCUUUGGUGGUGGAGAGGCAAGAAAGUAGAAAGACUGGGAAGUUGGUCGAGGCUAAGAAGGUGACCUUUACUAUUUAAGGAUAUUAAAAACCUUCAUUAAUUCUGGUAACAACAGUCAAUUUCAGUAAUUGAACACUAAUCCAUAAUAUAAUAUUCUUUGUACUAUUUUACAUGAACAUACAUACAUAGCUGUAGGUCUUGGGUUAAGCAUAUUAUCUUGGAUUAAAAAAAAUUAAGGGAACUAAUUAUACCUUUGAACUGGUCUGAAAUCCCAGGUGUUUUUUGAGCUUUCAUUUUUAUUCGAUCCUGGAGACCAAAGAAAAGAAACAUAGAAUCACAGAAUCUGAGUUGGAAGAUAUUGGCGCAACCCAAUCCUGAACAGGAAUUCCUUCUAAAAUCUAUUUGAUGCACGGUCAUCCAACCUUCCCUGGAGACAUAGAAUGAAGGUGAAUCCAUUAAUUCUAGAAGCAACAUGUUUCACUCUUAGAUAAUGCUAAUUGCUAGGAAAUAAUUUCCUUACAUUAAGCCUACACUUUCCUCUUUGCAGCUCCUGUCCUUUGAUCUUACCUCUGCCUUUUAGGGAAGGAGUAAAAUAAACCCAAUCCCUCUUCUACAUGACUGCCCUCUAGCACUUGAAGAAAACUAUCAUAUCUUUCCCAAAUGGUUUCUUUUCUGUCAAAAAUCCCUGGUUGCUUUGAUAGAUUCUCAAGGGUUCCUCAACAUUUUGAUUUCCUUCUUCUUUGGAGAUACUGGAGGGGAAGGAAAGGGAUGAAAAAUUCCUAGAAAUUUAAGCCUAUGCUUUCCAAUAUGUCUUUUGCUCUUAAGAUUAACAGCAAAGUCCCAAAUGUGGUUUCUGACUCACAAUUGUCAAGAAAUAUUCAGUUUUGAUUACAGUCUCUCAUGUAAGCCCUCUGGCCCUUCUCUCAUCCUUUCUUCCUGUCUCUCAGGGAAGAGUCUCUCUCCUGCUUUGCUUUAUUGUGGAUACUUUUAACCCUUGUCUUCCCAGAGCCCCAGCAGUGAGGUUUACCUGUUUUCACUCCUUCUGAUGCACUACAAACAACUAGGGCAGAAUCUCCUUCUGCCUUUUAGCACCUAAGGCCAUGGACAUUAAGAAAGUAGCAAUCCAAACACUUUCUCCUUUUUUUUCUUAUCCCUUCUACUGUCAACCAGGCUGUGUGUCUCUACUCUAUGCUCUCAGACCUCAUAUGAGUACAUACACAAAAGUAGGAAAGUGGGCAGUUUGGAGUAAAGACUUUUCCCCCCUCUCAAAUAUUCAUAGGUGAAAUAGGAAAAUAUGAAAAUGACGAACAAUGACAAGUAAAUUAACACAUACACCAGAGAUGGAAGAUUGGACUUCUGAUAGCUUUUGAGAUUGUCCUUUUAAUGGAAUUCACCAAUGACAGGAGUUCAUCCCUAAAUGUUCAUUAUCUGGUCUAGUCUUAAAGGUGAGAAGUUACAGCAAUUUCAACAUUUCUAUCAUCAGCAUUAUUGAUUCCCAGAAGAUUUGACUGCAUCUAUUCUUUCAUUAUAUAUUUUGCACCAAUAAGAAAAACUUUCCCAUCUCUUCUAAAAGUAACAUUUUAAAUUUCAAAAAAGCUACAGCAAGUCUUUGAGCCAACAUUACUCAUUCUUUAUCAGCUCUAUUGGACACAAUUGUCAUUCUGGGUCUUGUCAUUCCAUUCUUCUGUUGCUCUUUUUUUUUUUUUAAUUUCCAUAUUCUACUUCCCCCUCCUCCUCUACUCUUGAGUAGGAGUUCUUACCUGAGAUAUAUGAACUUGCUUUAAUUUUUUUGAAAACUAUGUAUUUUAUUUUAUAUAUUCAAAAAAAGGGGGCGGCUAGGUGGCGCA
This is a messenger RNA of Dromiciops gliroides (monito del monte), 4098 nucleotides long. RefSeq names its product lysosomal associated membrane protein family member 5 (gene LAMP5). Gene Ontology annotation, cellular component: membrane. The transcript has 7 exons. The record is from RefSeq and is a predicted model, not a curated record. Bases 507 to 1346 code for a protein of 279 amino acids. NCBI's taxonomy places the organism in Eukaryota, Metazoa, Chordata, Mammalia, Microbiotheria, Microbiotheriidae.